Molecule: messenger RNA, 842 nt
Organism: Pelagomonas calceolata
Lineage: Eukaryota; Pelagophyceae; Pelagomonadales; Pelagomonadaceae
Source: the annotation of a GenBank genome assembly
CGCGGCGCCGCGCUGCCGUGGUGGACGCAUAGCGCUGCACUGGAAUCCCCUUGAGUGUAAAGUGUCCUGCACUACUGCGCCGGACCGCCGCGUAAGCUAAUUCCAUCUGUGUGGUUGCAGAGUGUGCGUACAGAGCAUCUGGCAAUGGCUGCUCGCGCGGCAUCGAUGCUCGCAGCAUUUGUCAUUGGUUGUACGGCGUGGCGACCAGCUCUCAUAUCGCAUCGUAAUGCACUGCGCGCAAUCCGCACGAAACGACUCGCGCAGCCCGAAGCCGACGAGGAAUGCAUCGCUGUCGACGACUGGGCCGUCGGCGAGUUCGCUGCUCGUUGUGCACCGAUGGAGCCGUCGCAGGACCUCGGCCCGGGCCAGGUCGUGAGCGCUUGUUUCCGCGGUUUGCAGUUCGUAGACAUCCCGACGAAGAACGCUGGUUUAGAACGGUGCCACGCGUUCAUGACGCUGGGUGCGCGGGUGGCGGUCACCGCUGUAGGCCGUCAGGAAGAGAACCGCGGCGUGGACGUAUUCAUCGAACGCGGCCAGCUCUCGCCAGUGCUGAGGCCAUUCUUCGGAGCGUCGCGGAUAGACAUAGGCGAGCUAACAGAAAUCGCCGGAACGCCUACCAGAGGAGCUCUCGCGUCGGUGGCGUUGAGAGUGGUCGGCAGCCCAAUGGGGGCGAUGCGGCACCCGUCCGGUAUUCCCAAGGACGACAUCGCGCUGAGCAACGCGAUCUUCGCAAUACGCCUAGAAAAGCAAAGACGACCGCCACCGCGCGACGUCUGGCUCAUCACGGACAUCAUCGACACCUCCUGCGUCGGGAGCAACCGGCCCCUGUAAAUAUGUUGUAC